GAAGGGUCUGAAUGCAGUGCUCUUGCUGCGAAACAGGCAAUGUCUGUUAGUUGCGUCUCGACUGGCACAUCAGUUGGGCUGCAGCUACCAGGAGAGCCGAGCACCAGCAGUGCGGGGGGACAGAGCUGCUGAGCACAGCACGCUACACUAGAGCAGACGAGCGUGCUUAGAGGAGCACAGGCAGGGACGGAGGAAAAACAAAUUGCACACUUCACAGAAGAGAAUCUGAAGAGAGUGUCAGGGUGAGAAAAGUUACCAGGUCAGCAGGACUGGGAGUGGAGCAGCUGAGACUGACUGAGUUCCCGCUGCAACUGGGACAGUAGCUACCAAAGAUACAAGGAAACAUCACUUUGUCUCAAGAGAUGACUAAUACGCUUAACAGGAGUCUCUUGCACAGCUACAAAGACAUAGAAAGCAAGACAUCAGCAGGAAGCCGAAGCAGUACAGCUCCACUCACUUCUUCACUGGACUCUUUCAAACUCAAAUUGCUCAGCUCAGCUGUGUGAUUUGGGGUGGAUGUAAUUUGAUUUUUAUCUUUGCAUUUUCAUCCUUUCUUCUGGUCGGGAAGCAGUGGAGACUCUGAGGGCACGUUGUUCUGUCCUGUCACCUCUGAGACUAUGUUAGACGGUGUGUCAGGGAGAUCUUCAUUAGCAGCCGCAGCCCCACAGCAUGGAGAAGUCCAGCAGUGAGGAGUCAGCCAUACAUCGUAGCCCAUCAGUAGAUAGUUGUGACUCCGAUUUCCCUCAAGCGUCCACGUCUGGCCGCCCAUUCGGUGGCCGCGGCUUCACUGCCGGCGCAUUCUACGGCUCCACGGGGCCACGUAAAAACACACAGCAGGGUCAGGCUGCAACAGCAUCAGCUGAGGCCAGCGCAGGAGACAAGAGCAACAACAAGUACAGCUCACCCAAAGGGAGCAAGUACGUGGUCUUUUACCUGGAUCUAUCAUUUGUCUUCCUUUUAGAAUUCAAGAAGUUUAACAUGGCAAGAGGCUGUCUCUGCUGCUUGAAGUAUCUGAUGUUUGUCUUCAAUCUCAUCUUCUGGUUGUGUGGCUGUGGGCUGCUCGGCGUGGGUAUCUGGCUCUCCGUGUCUCAAGGCAGCUUCGCCACCUUCUCGCCCUCAUUCCCCUCACUGUCAGCUGCCAACAUGGUGAUCGCAAUUGGCGCCAUCGUCAUGGUAACAGGAUUUCUCGGUUGCCUGGGUGCCAUCAAAGAGAACAAGUGCCUGCUUCUGAGUUUUUUCAUCGUCCUACUGAUAAUUCUCCUGACAGAGCUGAUAUUACUCAUCCUGUUCUUUGUGUACUCAGAUAAGGUGAGUGAAAAUGCUAAACAAGAUCUGAAGGAUGGGCUGGCUCUGUACAACUCUGAAAACAACAUUGGGCUGAGAAAUGCUUGGAACAUCAUCCAAGCAGAGUGGAAGUGCUGUGGCGUUAUAGCCUACACCGACUGGCAUGAGGCCCUGAAAGAGAAGGUCGUCCCUGACCGCUGCUGCCAGGAGCAUUACCAGAACUGCGGGCGUAAUUCGACCAACAUGUUCUGGAACCGGGGCUGCUUUGAGAAAGUUGAGGAAUGGCUCGAUGACAACAAGCACCUGCUGGGAACCGUAGGCAUGGUCAUCUUGGUGGUGCAGCUUCUGGGCAUGGCAUUCUCCAUGAUACUCUUCCAUCACAUCCACAGAACGGGGAAGAAGUACGAUGCCUAGCCACAGGAGAAGAGAAGAGGACCCCCUAAUCUGGAUGGGAUGGAACUCUGAUUAAAUGUACCCCCCACCCCCUCCUCCCCACCACCGCUGCCACUACAUUACAACCAUCCUUUGACUCAGUUCCCAGACUAUGCCGCUCUGGGCUCUCUCUUUUCACCACUCAUUUUUGCCAAAGAGUAACACAACUGGAAGAGGAGAAGGGACAAGUAAUUUGGCAUAGACGAGAAUCCCGUUGGUUGUUACUCCUUCAUUUUUGUUCUUUUUGCUCGGAAUAACAAUUUGCUGGUGAGAACCACAUACGGACGCUAAGACAUUUGAGACUCUUGCUAAUUGUCCCCAUCAAACUGGGGGUGAAAAAAACGUAAAUCUCCUGCCCACCUAUUUCCUGUGGAGUAUUUGUCUUUCCUUUAUGCUUAUCCCCUAACCCCCAAAAUAUGAAAAAAAAUAUAAUUUUUCUUUGUAAAUGGAAAAAAAUCCAAAAUGGCAUGCUUGUUUUCUACGUCACCAGCUUACCUUCAAAACCUUUUGCCCGCUUUUUUUUUCCCAAAUAUUUUUUGUAUGUGCGUGAUAUGCUCCUGUGGAAAAUAAGUACAAUGUAGUGUGCGUUGGAUUUGAUGUGAGGAGCAUAGACAUGUCAGGAUGGUGUUUAUGAUGAUCUAUGAGUCAUAUAUUUUCCUUUUGACAAGCAUUUUGGGUAAAGUGAAUGGGAUUGAAGGAAGUUAUUAAAGGUAGAGGAAUCA
Molecule: messenger RNA, 2438 nt
Organism: Syngnathoides biaculeatus (alligator pipefish)
Lineage: Eukaryota; Metazoa; Chordata; Actinopteri; Syngnathiformes; Syngnathidae
Gene: tspan9a
Product: tetraspanin 9a
Exons: 7
Coding region: 670-1698 (342 amino acids)
Cellular component (GO): membrane
Source: RefSeq, a predicted model, not a curated record